GAUCCCCGAGCACGCCCCGCGGGCCCACCCCACAAACACCACCACACUGCAAACGGGAUGGCGCCGCGCCACCGCCGCCGAGGCGCCUGACUCGGUCUCGGUCCAGCUGACUCCCAGUGUCGUGGGUGUCGGCCUGAUGACGAGGCGGUAGUGGUCCGCCACGAAGGGGCCUAGCCAGCGACGCCACCGCAAGCAGUGUCUAGCAGUGUCUAGGCGAGGCUGUCGGCCGCCCCACACUGUGCAGCGGGCCUGGAGGCGGACUAGCAACCAAGAGUGACUUCUUCGACGCUCUUCCUCGCCGUGUUGUGCCGGGAUUCUACUCACAACACAAACGAUAAAACACCGAAUCAGCUUGAAAAAAGUGAACGCCUCUCAACUGUCGUCCUGGCCGUCAUCGCACGGCGACGUCAAGACAUUUCCUUGCCCGUUCCAGAACAAAAUGUUCGCCGCCAGGAUUACUCUUCAGGCUCUCCUCCCAGCGGCACUUUUUGCCGUGGCCGUGGGCGUGAGCUGGGAGGAAUGGUGGACCUACGACGGCAUUUCGGGCCCCGCCUUCUGGGGGCUCAUCAACCCCGAGUGGAGCCUCUGCAACCGGGGACGCCGGCAGUCGCCCGUCAACCUGGAGCCCGACAAGCUGCUGUUCGACCCUAACCUGCGCCUGCUGCACGUCGACAAGCACAGGGUGAACGGCGUCCUGGUGAACACGGGCCACUCGGCCGUCUUCACGGUGGACAACACGACGCGGCGGCACGUCAACGUGACGGGCGGCCCGCUGUCCUACCUGUACCAGCUGCACGAGCUGCACCUGCACUACGGCCUGCACGACGACAUGGGCUCCGAGCACACCGUCAACGGCCACGCCUUCCCCGCGGAGGCUCCUCGGCGCAAGUGACCAGGCUGUCCCUGCAGGGCCUGCUGCCCACCACCGAGACCUACAUGACGUACGACGGGUCGGCCACGAUGCCCGCGUGCCAGGAGACGGUCACCUGGAUCGUCCUCAACAAGCCCAUCUACAUCACCAAGCAGCAGAUCCACGGCCUGCGCCGCCUGAUGCAGGGCGACCCCAAGCACCCCAAGGCGCCGCUCGGCAACAACUUCCGCCAGACGCAGCCACUGCACUUCCGGCCCGUCCGGACCAACAUCGACUUCAAGAACAACCAGAAGGAGGGCAAGUUCUGCGCCAGCAUGUACAACAGUGUCCACUACAAAGCCAACGAGUGGAAGCGACGCCGAUAGCUCGCUGCCUUCGUCACUGCGUCGUCCAACACGGCGACGGCCGAGCUGUGCUUCGCCAUCGACACCGUUACUCGUUAUCGUUUUCCUGCCAAAAAGCGCUAAUCUAGAAUUGUUAAAGAAUUACUAUUAUGAUGAUGAUUAUUAUUACUGCUGGGUACGACUGUGUGUAGCAUCCGUUUACACUCGUGUUUACAGUGUCGACAGUGCGGCGGCGGUCGGAAGGCCCCGCCGCGAGUAGUGAUAACUAUUACUAAUUAAUUAGUGACUCGUAUCGGGCGGUUAAUAUUAAGCGUUGUCGGAGCGCGCCACGCCUCGCUUGCCGUGACACGAGCAUGACUGACACCGCUGGCGCGCUCCCUGGUUCUCGGUGGUCCUCGGUCCGCCGGGACGCGAAACUACUGUUAUUACUUAGACCGAUUCGAAAAGUUUAAACGCGGCGCAAUGCCUCUCAUAUACAUAUCGUUUCUUCCUAACCUGUGAUGUGCACAAAAAAACUACCUACCAUUACGAUAAAUGUUCUAGAUAUUGUUGACUUACAAAUUUUAUAGAGAUGUACAACUAUUAUGUGUAAUAAAUGUGUCGCAGAAAGAAACAAAAUA
Molecule: messenger RNA, 1835 nt
Organism: Thrips palmi
Lineage: Eukaryota; Metazoa; Arthropoda; Insecta; Thysanoptera; Thripidae
Product: carbonic anhydrase-related protein 10-like
Molecular function (GO): zinc ion binding; carbonate dehydratase activity
Source: RefSeq, a predicted model, not a curated record